Caenorhabditis briggsae is the source of this 237-nucleotide messenger RNA. The transcript is spliced from 2 exons. NCBI's taxonomy places the organism in Eukaryota, Metazoa, Nematoda, Chromadorea, Rhabditida, Rhabditidae. The record is from RefSeq and is a predicted model, not a curated record. Bases 1 to 237 code for a protein of 78 amino acids.
AUGAAAUUUAUCUUGGCUCUUCUGGUCAUUCUGGGAUUGGUGGCUACUGGUGGACUCGGAUAUAACAUUCCGAUCAGAAAGAGACUUGUCGAUAUGCGAUCUCUCAGUCUCUAUGAUUUUCCAGAGGAUUAUUAUAUGGCUCAACAGGAAGAACAACGUCAACAACACUACAUCAACCCAAAACCAAACUACGUAACUGCCUUCUACCCAAUCUACGAUUUCGGAAAACGCCGCUAA